Molecule: messenger RNA, 2697 nt
Organism: Thyridium curvatum
Lineage: Eukaryota; Fungi; Ascomycota; Sordariomycetes; Thyridiales; Thyridiaceae
Exons: 5
Coding region: 1-2697 (898 amino acids)
Molecular function (GO): long-chain fatty acid-CoA ligase activity; long-chain fatty acid transmembrane transporter activity; oxidoreductase activity
Source: RefSeq, a predicted model, not a curated record
AUGCCUGUCCCUCUGGGCGUCGCCCUGCCGGCGGCAGCAGCUGCCCUGGCCUACAUCAAUGCGCGUGCCGGUGUCUUCUAUGACAUGCUCCUGCUGGGCUCCGCCAUCCCCUCAGCCGUCAAGAUGGCCAUCCGCGAGAAGCGCGGCCGCCCGAACCUCUUCUACCUGCUCGAGGACCGCGCCAAGUCGGCCUCGACCGCCGACCGCACCUUUCUGCUCUUCGAGGACCGCGCCUACACCUACGCCCAGGUCUACGACCGCGCCCUGCGCUACGGCGCCUGGCUGAAGCAGGUCCUCGGCAUCGAGAAGGGCCAGGUCGUCGCCAUGGACUUUAUGAACUCGGACACCUACAUCUUCAUCUGGAUGGGCCUGUGGGCCAUCGGCGCCAAGCCCGCCUUCAUCAACUACAACCUCAAGGACCAGCCUCUCGUCCACUGUGUCCGCGCCGCCCGUGCCAAGAUCCUGCUCGUCGACCCUGCCGUGGCCGCCAACGUCGAGGGUGUCAAGGGCCACCUCCCCGGUAUGCAGAUCAAGGUCGUCACGCCCCAGCUCGAGACCGAGAUCAUGGCCAUGGACGCCAUCCGCUACCCGGAUGAGCUGCGCCAUGAGGAUGCCGCCAAGAACAUGGCCAUCCUCAUCUACACCUCGGGCACCACCGGCCUGCCCAAGGCCGCCGUCAUCUCGUGGGCCAAGCUGAUCGUCGCCGGAACCUUUGUCAACAGCUGGGCGGGCCUCAAGGCCUCCGACGUCUAUUACACCUGCAUGCCAAUGUACCACUCGUCCCCGACCCUCAUGUGCUUCAGCGCCGUCCUCUCGACCGGCUGCGCCCUCGCCCUCGGCGUCAAGUUCUCCAACCGCACCUUCUGGCCCGACGUCCGCCGCCACGACGCCACCGUCAUCCAGUACGUGGGCGAGACCUGCCGGUACCUGCUCGCCGCCCCGCCGCAGCUCGACCCGGCCACGGGCGAGAGCCUCGACCGCCGCCACCGCGUGCACACGGCCUUCGGCAACGGCCUGCGCCCGGACGUGUGGGCGCCCUUCAAGGAGCGCUUCGGCAUCGAGACCGUCGCCGAGUUCUACGGCGCCACCGAGGGCAUGCUGGCGACCUGGAACCUGUCGCGCAACGACUUCUCGGCCGGCGCCGUCGGCCGCCACGGCUGGCUGUACGACCUCUUCAUGGGCCGCGACGUGGCCUUCGCCGCGCUCGACGACGACGCCGAGCAGGCGCUGCGCGACCCGUCCACGGGGUUCUGCCGCCGCGCGCGCGCCGGCGAGCCGGGCGAGCUGCUGUUCCGCCUGCCGGCCGCGGACAUCGAGUCGCGCUUCCAGGGCUACUACGGCGACAGCGCGGCCUCGGCCGCGAAGGUCAUGCGCGGCGUCUUCAAGCGCGGCGACGCGUGGUUCCGCACGGGCGACGUCAUGCGCGCCGACCCGGCCCGCGGCCUGCUCUACUUCCACGACCGCAUCGGCGACACCUACCGCUGGAAGUCGGAGAACGUCUCCACGGCCGAGGUCGCGCAGGGCCUGGGCACGCACGAGCUCGUCGUCGAGGCCAACGUCUACGGCGUCGCGCUGCCGGGCCACGACGGCCGCGCGGGCUGCGCGGCCGUGGCGCUCCCCGAGGGCCGCGAGCCGGACGAGGCGGGCCUCGCGGCGCUGGCGGCGCACGCGCAGGCCUCGCUGCCUCGGUACGCCGUGCCGCUGUUCCUGCGCUUCGUCCCACCCGGCGCGCACACGACCGGCACCAACAAGCAGCAGAAGCAUGUGCUGCGGGAGGAGGGCGUCGACCCGGACAAGACGGGCGGGGACAAGGUGUUUUGGCUGCAGGACGGUCGUCAAGUUCUAAAGCCCGGAUCCUUCGUUAUCAUCAAGUCGCAGAAUUCGCAGUAUAUCGGGGUAAUUCUCCUCUUCCCGAAAGUUCAUCCGAUGGCAGCCAGCACCCUGCCUCUGGGCGGCAAAGUCUUCGCCAUCACGGGCGGAGCGAGCGGGAUCGGCCUGGCGACGGCCAAGAUCCUGUCAGCGCGCGGUGGCACAGUGUGCAUCGGGGACGUCGACGAGUCAGCGCUGGAGGAGGCGGACGCCUAUUUCAAGACGAAAGACGCGCCGUACACACUCUACCACCUCGACGUCUCGGAGAAGGACCAGGUAGAGGACUGGAUUAGCGACAUCGUGAGCAAGCACGGCCAUCUGGACGGCGCGGCCAACGUGGCUGGGAUCAUCGGCAAGGACCACGGGGUGAAGCCGGUGGCGGAGCUGGACGACGACGAGUGGGACAGGAUCAUCGCUGUCAACCUGACGGGGUGUAUGUACUGCUUGCGGGCCGAGCUGAGAGCGAUAUCCCCGGGAGGCUCCAUCGUCAACGUUGCGUCGAUACAUGGAACAACGGGAAUGGCCAACCACGGAGCUUAUGCGGCGAGCAAGCACGGCGUCAUUGGACUCACUCGGGCGGCGGCCAAGGAGAACGGCGCCAGGGAAGUCCGGGUGAACGCCGUUGCUCCGGGGGCCAUAUACACCCCGAUGAUGCAAAAGUAUUGGGACGAGACUGGGCGGGCGCUGGAUGCGGCGCUCGACGAUCCCAGCGCGUUUCAGCGCCAGGGUAAAGCCGAAGAAGUUGCCGGCGUGAUAACGUUUCUGUUGGGUCCGGAGAGCAGCUUUGUGAGCGGGAGCGUGUACGCGGUCGACGGUGCAUGGCUGUAG